CGUCCAAAGGGUGUGAUGAUCACACACAAAAUGAUUGUCUCAGUCAUCGGGGGCUUUGAUAUGGACCUCCAAGAGGUGAAUAUUGUCCCUGGAGACGUCUACUUAUCCUUCCUUCCUCUGGCACAUGUCUUCGAACAAAUUGUCAUGCAUUAUUCCCUCAGCCGUGGUGUGGCCUACGGGUUUUAUUCGGGGGACCUCAAGAAUCUCUCAAAUGACAUCCUCGCAUGUCGUCCCACUCUCUUCUGUGUCGUACCACGUGUCCUCCAGCGAUUGUACGGUACUGUACAAUCAGCGGUUUCUGGCUCCAAAUUAAAGUCCUGGCUCCUAAAGACUGCUGUUGAGGCAAAGAUGCGUUACGUCCGAGAAGGCAUUGUCACGCGCGGCAGCCUUUGGGACAAGUAUGUGUUAAAACCAAUCCAAGACCGAAUGGGUGGUCGUCUGCGCUUUUUCGCUGUUGGAAGUGCCCCAAUGUCUGAGGAAGUCUACCAGUUCUGCCGGGCUGCCCUUGGAGUCCACCCGCUUCAGACCCAUGUUGACAAGGGUUCUGUUGGAACACCCACUUAA
This is a messenger RNA of Dibothriocephalus latus, 564 nucleotides long. The record is from the annotation of a GenBank genome assembly. NCBI's taxonomy places the organism in Eukaryota, Metazoa, Platyhelminthes, Cestoda, Diphyllobothriidea, Diphyllobothriidae.